This is a messenger RNA of Pseudoliparis swirei, 5831 nucleotides long. It is a transcript of the gene exoc6, whose product is annotated as exocyst complex component 6. Gene Ontology annotation, cellular component: membrane; exocyst. The transcript has 24 exons. The record is from RefSeq and is a predicted model, not a curated record. Gene Ontology annotation, biological process: intracellular protein transport; exocytosis; Golgi to plasma membrane transport. Bases 16 to 2490 code for a protein of 824 amino acids. NCBI's taxonomy places the organism in Eukaryota, Metazoa, Chordata, Actinopteri, Perciformes, Liparidae.
GGUCUGCAGACAGUGAUGGCCGCUGCCGGGCUCCACGCCGCCGACCCUCCCAGUGAAGAGGAGGACAAAGAAGAAGAGGCGGCUUUUGGGAAUGUCUUUGCAGAGUUAGAAUCGGUGGAGCUGCCUUUAGGAACAUCCUUAAGGUCUAUUUACGAUGACCAGCCCAACGCCCACAAGCGCUUCAUGGAGAAGCUGGAUGCCCGGAUCAGGAACCACGACCGCGAGAUUGAGAAGAUGUGCAAUUUCCACCACCAGGGCUUCGUGGACGCCAUCACGGAGCUCCUCAAAGUCCGCGCCGAUGCCGAGAAGCUGAUGGGUCAAGUGACGGACACUAAUCGGAGACUGCAGGAGGCCGGGAGGGAGGUGACGGCUCAGACGGAGGAGGUGAUCCGCUGUCGGGUCCAGCAGAGGAACAUGGCCACCACGGUGGAGAAGCUCCAUCUCUGCAUACCAGUGCUAGAAAUGUACAACAAGCUAAAGGAGCAGCUGGAGUCCAAAAGGUACUACGCUGCUUUGAAAACCAUGGAGCAGCUGGAGAAGGUUUUCAUCCCCAGGGUAAGCCAGUACCGGUUCUGUCAGAUCAUGGCUGAGAACCUGCCCAGACUGAGAGAGGACAUCAAGGACAUCUCCAUGUCCGACCUCAAGGACUUCCUGGAGAGCAUCCGAAAGCACUCCGACAAGGUCGGACACACCGCCAUGAGACAGGCACAGCAGCACAGGACCUUUAACAGUGCAGUAGCCAAGCAGGCCAACAUGGGCCACUACACCAAGCCCGUGUACUCCCUCAACGGACGCACACACUCUCACUCUCACAACGGCCGCCUGCUGAUGGACGACGAGACGGGAGACGAGGAGGAAGCUGACGAAGAGAUUCUCACAGCCCAGGACCUGGUGGACUUCUCCCCCGUCUACAGGUGUUUACACAUCUACACUGUGCUGGGAGACCGAGAGACCUUUGAGAACUACUACAGGAAGCAGAGGAAGAAACAGGCCCGGCUGGUGCUGCAGCCACAGGCCAACAUGCACGAGACGGUGGAAGGCUACAGAAGAUACUUCAAUCAGAUAGUCGGGUUCUUUGUGGUGGAGGACCACAUCCUCCACGCCACACAGGGUCUGGUGACCAGAGCGUUCACUGAUGAACUGUGGAACAUGGCCCUGUCCAAGAUCAUCGCUGUGCUGCGCACACACUCGUCUUACUGUGACGACCCAGACCUGGUCCUGGAGCUGAAGAACCUCAUCGUCAUCUUCGCUGAUACCCUGCAGGGUUACGGUUUCCCUGUCAACCGGCUGUUCGACCUGCUGUUCGAGGUCAGAGACCAGUACAACGAGACUCUGCUGAAGAAGUGGGCGCUGGUGUUCAGGGAGAUCUUUGAGUUGGACAACUACAGCCCCAUCCCCGUGGAGACGGAGGAGGAGUACCUCCUGGUCGUCAGCCGCUUCCCCUUCCACGACGCCGAGAUAGAGAAGCAGGACUUUCCGAAGAAGCUGCCCAUGUCGCAGUCGGUCCCUCAGAUCUACACACAGGUCAAAGAGUUAAUUUACGCCAGCCUCAAGUUCUCCGAGUCGCUCCACCGGAGUUUUACAGAGAUUGAUGACAUGUUGCGGAAAUCCACCAACCUGCUUCUGACAAGGACGCUCAGCAGCUGCCUGCAGAACCUCAUCAAGAAGCCCCACAUAGGGCUGACGGAGCUGGUGCAGAUCAUCAUCAACACCACCCACCUGGAGCAGGCCUGCAAGUAUCUGGAGGAGUUCAUCACCAACAUCACCAACGUCUCCCCCGAAAUGGUGCACACCACCAGGCUCUACGGCCUGUCCACCUUCAAGGAUGCCCGUCACGCUGCAGAGGGAGAGAUCUAUACCAAGCUCAACCAGAAGAUCGAUGAGUUCAUCCAGCUGGCGGACUACGAGUGGGGCAUGGCUGAGUCUGACGGCCGCGCCUCUGGAUACCUCAUGGACCUGAUCAACUUCCUGCGCUCCACUUUCCAGGUCUUCACUCAUCUCCCGAAUAACAACAAUGAACAUGCUUCGAUGUCGGGCAAAGUGGCCCAGACGGCCUGUAUGUCGGCCUGCAAGCAUCUGUCCACAUCGCUGAUGCAGAUGCUGCUGGACACAGAACUCAAGCAGAUCAGCAUGGGGGCCGUGCAGCAGUUCAACUUGGACGUCAUUCAGUGUGAAUUGUUUGCCAGUUCGGAGCCGGUCCCCGGCUUCCAAGGAGACACCCUCCAGCUGGCCUUCAUCGACCUGCGACAGCUCCUGGACCUGUUCAUGGUGUGGGACUGGUCUAUUUACCUGGCCGACUACGGCCAGCCCACCUCCAAGUACCUGAGAGUGAACCCAGCCACCGCCCUGGCUCUGCUGGAGAAGAUGAAGGACACCAGUAAGAAGAACAACAUCUUCUCUCAGUUCAGGAAGAACGACCGAGACAAACAGAAACUGAUAGAGACCGUGGUGAAGCAGCUGAGGAGCCUGGUCAACGGCAUGUCCUCCUAAACACACACACACACACGCACACACACACACACUGAACUGCCAAGAUGCUCACAGAGGAAGAAGAUGUUCACACACAUGACAUGAAGAUGACAUGCGGGGAAUUUACACACAAACACAUGGACACAAAAAAGGGACAGACAGGCCGCUUACACACACACACAAACACACGCACAUGAAGGCACAGCAAUACACUCACUGUACAAGGCGUGCAGGGAACACACACACACUGAAGACGAUGUAAAUAACACACAUACGCUGAGCUCGUUACUCUUCACAGUGACGAGCGUAAAGUAUUUUUAAUGGCGAUGAUGAGACAAGCUAAGUUUUGUACAUUAGUGAGAGAAGAGUGACGCAGAGGAGUGAACAUGCGGCGCAGGAAGAGACUGGGACAAUGAGGUCAAAGGUCAACGUCUCCAUCACAGCUCCAUCACAGCUUUUUUAAUUGAAGUUGAGCGUUGUACAAGAAGACAAAUGGUAUAUAUAUUUAAAAAAUGAACAAUUUAGCUUUAUUCUUUUUUUAUUUAAUAAUCGAUGUGUCAAAGUAAUAAUGGAGCAAUCGAUUAUCAAAGACUCAUUGUCCCAAUACUUUAACUGUUGCUCCUGACACUCAGUGCAGCCGAGCUCCCGGAGGAGUGGAGAAGUGAAUGAUGACGUCUCAGGAGACUGAUGUUCAUGAAACCAGAGCGACGCUGCGCUGACCUCAUGGCAGCUCUGCCUCGCGUCCAGCAUUCAGACUGAGCCCGUGAGGCGGACCCUCCCAGUGCUGAACCUGGAGGGUCUCUAAGGCCUUUGACACCCUGAUUGUGGUCUGAAUAGUAUAUAAUAAUAUUCUCUGCACGCAAGAAUGUCAAAGACGGCUUUUUAGAUGAUUUUGUCCGUCUUGAGCGACGCGACACGGCAACUGACCAAACGCGUCACCACAACGCACACGCCAUUGGUCAAUGCAGGCUGUGGUACUGGACUGUAGGUCACUGGUGGACACAGCUGGGUGUUGGGCAGCCACGGCCUCCAAGGAGCUUACGGAGGUUUUGUUUGUCGUAGUGACCGCUGCAUGAGGCCAUCUCAUUGGAGGGUGUGCAUGUGAUGUCAUCACGGUCACAGGAAACUGACCCGAUGCUAACGCUGUGGAGUAAAUGCAAGUAAAACACAAUGUCAUGGGAAAGAGGUCUCAUCCGGCUGUAAACGACAACUUAGAGGCUUUUGGAAAGGAUUAAGUCAGAAAUGAGACCCGUUAGACGAGCUCGAGCUAGCUUCAGAGGCUCUGAUUACCUUAUUGAAGCCCAAUUAUCUUCCUUUUGUCCUCGCUGCAUCAUUUUCAGCUUCCUAUGCAGACACCAAGUGUAGUGCAUACGAGGCCACGUCCACCGCCUGAGUCUGUUACGCUCCAGGUAUCUGCUAGUAGUUUAAGGUGCUUACAUUUUAAUAUAUAUAUAUAGUAGCCCAAUGAGCAUAUAUGUAAUAUAUUGUUGUAUAUGUUGAAGUUAAACAAUACAACCUUAAUAGUGUGAUAUAACUGUAAUUUCAAGUUAGGCAACGUGAUGUUGAGCAGCAAAAAAAACGCUGUAAAAUUGCUAAAGUUAGCUCGCUAUGCUAAUGUCGUUAGCAAGCUAACAUUACCGUUAGCCGGAACAGGGAAAAAAAACUACAAAAAUGUAACUUAAUCAAUUCGGCUUAAGUUAACAGAUUGCUAACGACGUCAUUAGCUACAUACCUAGCUAACGUUAGCAGGCUCAUGCGGUCAGUACGCGCACACCCGCCGCAAUGCCGACCUCCAGGUCUCAUGUUAAUGGUGUCCAAGCUCCCUCAGACCAACCGGCACAUCAUUGGUGGACGGUGACGGUGACAUCAGUGCACGCCCCCCCCCCCCCCCCCCCUCUGUUAACCACGUCCGUUGUUGGGUGAGGAAACUAUUUAUGUGACGUUGAUACAACUCAAACUACUUACUUCCUGCUUACAAGAAAACAAGGCCCGUUUGGGAAAUGAUGUUAUUGGUGAUGAUAUAUACUCAUAUAUAUAUAUUUAACAGUUACAAUACAUUGCAUUCUAAAUUCUUUGUUUUUGUUCCUCAGGGUGAAAUGAAUACCCCCAUGAAUAUUCACAAAGCACAGCAAUAAUGGAUUGGUGGCUUGAAGGUUGAUGUUAUCUCAAACCGGCACAUGACUAUUGAUGACAAACGUUUUAUAAUGAGACCGUUUCUAUUCCGUUUAUGAUUUGGGGCUGUGCUCCUUUUUCAGCAGGCAGUUUUGCACUGAAACUUGAUUUGUUUUCAUUUGUGUUGCCUUUUUAAGAAGUUUGCUUGUAAAUGCCAAUGUAUAUACUGCAUAUUUUGUAAAGAAAAUAUUGCAGCAGUCUACCUGCAACAAACUGGAGGUUGACACUGUGAUACGCACCUCCGGGAACACCUCGGUAAAUAUGUAAUUAAUAAGAGUGUGUUGCUUGAUUGGUGAACAUGGUGGUGUGUGAGAGGCUCAGUGGGUUUUUUUUUGUUGGUACCUCCUCUCCGCUCACUCGUAUGGUUCAGAUUAUGUUCUAGUUUAGAGCCGGUGUAAUAUUACAAGAGUGAUUUUUUAAAGUGAGUUCAACUAAAUGCUGCUGGAGGUUAUCCAAAAAUAAAGAUCCCAGUUCAGUGUGAGUCAGCGGGUCUCUGUGCACACUCCUCCAGUCUGGGGUUCAUCUCAUUUUACCCUAAAUCCUCAAAUGACAAGCCAACCAACAAUAUCUGGGCCAGGCCUCACAAACAAUAGCCUUGAGGUUAUUGCGAUGCCUCUCAUGGUAAAAUGCACAUUUUCACAUCACCACGCUCUCUUUUACCACACAUACCGUCUCAGUCACUGGACAUGAUGAACUCUUCCAGUGCUACAUGUUGGCAAACAAAUAAAAGAUGUCGAUAUUUUACGCAUCAACAUUUUGCCCCUAGCCCACAUCAUGGACUCCAUCAUCUUGGCUGAUUAGUUGUUUAUAGACGUCACAUAUGGGACAAUACACUUUAUGAUUCUGAAUACAGGCCUGGCUCUCUACAUUUGAAGUAAAUGUUUGAAUGUAUUUUCAUUCAUAUAUAAUGUGUCACAUGACCUUGUGACAGCGCUCACAGAACUCUUUGCAACAGGCUCCUGAUGUAAUGCCACACAUCCAAGCUGCUCUGCCAAUGAUUGUUUCAAUGCACUUCAAGACGGGAGGUUGAUGUUCUGGCCUUCCACACAAGUGGAGAGAGGGUACAUUUUGAUAUCCAAAGGAAUCCUUGCUUUACCUUUGUCAUUGUGAGACACCCUGACUGAGAUGGUGUUUUCCUGAAUAUGUUGUUUUUAAUUUGUGUGCUGUAAUAAAGGUUUAUUCAACAAUAA